GAUUGUCAGAAUACUCAACCAAAACUACUGCAAAGAAAACACAGACAUGCGGAAAUGCAAGAAAGCAUCGGCGUAAAAUAUUGCUUCCUCUUCCGGCCGAUCUCUCUCACACUCUCUCUCUAGACGUGUUGAGCUGUUUCCCAUUCCGUCCCCCUUCCCUCAGCUCAGGCUCAGUUCCCCUUCUCUCCUCUUCAUAAGCUCGCCCUCAGCUGCAGAGUAGCAUUGGGGAGUUUGUGAGGCUUUCUUGUGAAAGAGAUUCGCAUUGGAGUGGAGCUGGGGCGCUAAAAGAAGGGGAGCCCCGGGAAUAGUGUGUGGUGGAGUGAGUGGCUAUUUUGGGAGGGUGAGAACGAAAGGUGUGGCCUUGGCCGGUGGAGGCGGCGGCUUCUUGGACUGGCCAUUGAUGGCGCCGUGGAGCGGCUUGUGGGGCGGCAAGGCCGGCGGUGAGGCCUACCGGGGCACGCCGGUGGUGGUCAAGAUGGAGAACCCCAACUGGUCCAUCUCCGAGAUCUCCUCGCUGGAGGACGACGACGAGGACCUCUUGGCCGCCGGCGGCCGCCGCAAGGGGGGCCGCACCAAGAACGCGAAGCAGAUCAGGUGGGUGCUGCUGCUCAAGGCGCACCGCGCCGCCGGAUGCCUCGCGUCGCUGGCCUCGACAGCCGUCGCGCUCGGCGGCGCCGCCAGGCGCAGGGUGGCUGCAGGGAGGACAGAUGCCGAGGCGGGCGUGGUAACCGCGACCGGCGAGAGCCCCGUGUUGCGCUCCCGGUUCUUUGCCUUCAUUAAGGCCUUCCUAGUCGUCUCCGUGCUCCUCCUUGCGGUCGAGCUCGCCGCCUACUUCAACGGCUGGAACCUCGCUGCAUCCGCCCUCGCCCUCCCCGUCAUCGGCCUGGAGUCGCUCUACGCCUCUUGGUUGCGCUUCCGCGCCACCUACGUCGCCCCGGGGCUACAGUUCCUCACUGACACUUGCGUCGUGCUCUUCCUCAUCCAGAGCGCCGACCGCCUCAUCCAAUGCCUGGGCUGCUUCUAUAUCCACCUGAAGCGCAUCAAGCCCAAGCCCAAGUCCCUUGCAUUGCCCGACGCGGAGGACCCUGACGCCGGGUACUACCCCAUGGUACUUGUCCAGAUACCAAUGUGCAACGAGAAGGAGGUGUAUCAGCAAUCAAUUGCGGCCGUGUGCAACCUCGACUGGCCGAAGUCUAACUUCUUGGUUCAGGUGUUGGAUGACUCCGACGACCCGAUGACGCAGUCACUGAUUAGAGAGGAGGUGGCCAAGUGGCAGCAGCAUGGUGCCCGGAUUGUGUACCGGCACCGUGUGUUGAGGGAUGGUUACAAGGCUGGAAACCUCAAGUCUGCCAUGAGCUGCAGCUAUGUGAAGGAUUACGAAUUUGUUGCCAUCUUUGACGCAGACUUCCAACCAAAUCCAGACUUUUUGAAGCGCACCGUCCCACAUUUCAAGGAUAAUGAUGAAUUGGGGCUAGUGCAAGCAAGAUGGUCCUUUGUAAAUGAGGGUGAGAACCUGUUGACUCGUUUGCAGAAUAUUAAUCUUUGCUUCCACUUUGAGGUGGAACAGCAGGUGAAUGGGGUGUUCAUAAACUUCUUUGGGUUCAAUGGCACUGCUGGGGUGUGGAGGAUCAAAACAUUGGAGGACUCAGGUGGAUGGAUGGAACGGACAACAGUGGAGGAUAUGGACAUUGCUGUUAGGGCACACCUCAAGGGCUGGAAGUUUGUCUUCCUGAAUGAUGUUGAGUGCCAGUGCGAAUUGCCUGAGUCAUAUGAGGCUUACAGGAAGCAGCAGCAUCGGUGGCAUUCUGGUCCAAUGCAGUUAUUCAGGCUCUGUUUGCCGGACAUCAUCAAAUGCAAGAUUGCAUUUUGGAAGAAAGCCAAUUUGAUCUUCCUUUUUUUCCUACUAAGGAAGCUCAUAUUACCUUUCUACUCCUUCACACUCUUCUGCAUCAUCCUCCCAAUGACAAUGUUCGUGCCUGAAGCUGAGCUUCCUGACUGGGUGGUGUGCUACAUUCCUGCCCUUAUGUCAUUACUGAACAUCCUCCCUUCUCCGAAGUCAUUCCCUUUCAUCAUCCCAUACCUACUCUUUGAGAACACCAUGUCCGUGACAAAGUUCAAUGCCAUGAUCUCUGGUCUGUUCCAGCUUGGAAGUGCAUAUGAGUGGGUGGUGACCAAGAAAUCGGGCCGUUCUUCAGAAGGUGAUCUCAUUUCUUUGGCGCCUAAGGGGCUAAAACACCAAAAAAACAGCUCAGCGCCUAACCUUGACGCAGUGGCAAAGGAGCAAUUGGCUCCUAAAAAGGAUGCGAAGAAGCACAACCGGAUAUACAAGAAGGAGCUUGCGCUCUCGAUGCUCCUCCUAACGGCGGCAGCUCGAAGUUUGCUCUCGAAACAGGGUAUCCACUUCUACUUCCUCCUGUUCCAGGGCAUUUCCUUCUUGUUAGUAGGCCUUGACCUCAUAGGCGAGCAGAUCGAGUAAACUGUAAUCAGCAAGAUAGAUGUUAAACAGUGACCAUGGAAGGGCUGGAAGGGAUGUUAUGGUAGCAGCUCUUGGAUGAGAUUCAGAAGGAUGCAUUGUGCAGUUGUGCCUUCCUGUAUUUGUCGUGACUGCACGGCAUGAUCCACAGGCUCUAUGUGAAAAGAACCUCCUCCUCUUGGAGGUGUAGAUAUAGUUUUCUUGGCCUGUAAAAAUUGCGUAGUUCUUCAAGGCCCCACCAUUCUUUUGUACCAAAGUUUUGAAGUUCAUGUGUGAUUUGUCGUAGGAUGUAAACUCACAUUUCGUAUGUACGAUUGAUGCCGGAAAAAAAGAAGAGAGAGAUGUCAUGAAAUUAGAAACCA
Messenger RNA from Phragmites australis (common reed), 2835 nucleotides. Its product is annotated as probable xyloglucan glycosyltransferase 9. The transcript is spliced from 5 exons. Gene Ontology annotation, cellular component: Golgi apparatus. Gene Ontology annotation, molecular function: glycosyltransferase activity. Lineage: Eukaryota; Viridiplantae; Streptophyta; Magnoliopsida; Poales; Poaceae. Bases 401 to 2476 code for a protein of 691 amino acids. The record is from RefSeq and is a predicted model, not a curated record.